AACAACUAGAAAAGGGUGCACCAUUUCCUGUUAAUUUCAAACACAUUUGGCAUUUCAUAACAUCUCAAGUAUUCUAUAAACAAAUGUGUUUUAUGGGCUUUUUAUCCCAAACGUCCCCUCACUUCUUGGACAGUUAGUCUAUAGAAAAACAUUUAAUUUAAUCACCUUGAACACAACUGAAAAUGACAAGUAUUUUGUUUCAGAAUAAAUGUGAUACUAUCAGGGAUUCUCAUUAGCUACAUACAUUUGCAACACUUUAAAAGUUAUUAAAAAUAGCAUCAACAUUACCUCAAAAUCAACCUUUAGACAUUGCACACGAUGACCUCCUGGAUCAGGAAAAUUUUGUAGUGCUUAGUGACAAACAGGUGUUUAGGAAAGUGCUGUGGUAGUGUAAACUCUAGCUACAUACAUCAAAUGCAACAAACAGUUUAAUACAUACUCUGUUUGCCUGCUUCAAUGCUGGAAGGGCUUGCUCAAUUGUCUCGCUCUAAGCCUAGACCAACGUGGACAGGUGUGCAUCUCUAAAAAUCCUGAACUCGCAUGAAUGCGUUUGUGAUUAAUAGGAGGAAACAGUAAGUCCCGCCCACGUGGGCAGGUCCAGCGCAGCAAUUAUAUUAACGCCAGCUGGUGCACACAGUUCUCCCAUGAGGACUUUUUAACUGAUACGAAGUUAUAAGUCUGGUUUCUUUCAUACCGCUGACUGAGACUAAGCACUUUUUUUGCUCUUCAAAACAAACUGCUCAGGUUAAAGUGUUAGAGACACCUGACAAUGAAGUUGGAGGUUUUCUCUGCCAGUCGCCUUGUGGACAAGCCGCGGGACCUGUGCAAUGACAUGGAUGUGAACAUGGCAUCACCGCUCUCCACCGAGGAGGAACUGGGCUCUGAUGGAGACUGCUCAGCCAACAGCCCACAACCGAGUGCCCCCGUUUCUGACGGGAAGGCAAAGCCAUAUACGCGUCGACCCAAACCACCAUACUCAUAUAUCGCGCUCAUUGCAAUGGCCAUACGCGAUUCCACCACCGGCCGCCUCACACUUGCUGAAAUAAACGACUACUUAAUGAAAAAAUUCCCGUUUUUCCGGGGCAGCUACACCGGGUGGAGAAACUCCGUACGGCAUAACCUGUCAUUAAACGACUGUUUUUUAAAAGUGCUGCGAGACCCCUCACGUCCAUGGGGAAAAGACAACUAUUGGAUGUUAAACCCACAAAGCGAGUACACGUUCGCAGACGGCGUGUUCCGCCGCAGGAGGAAGCGCAUCAGUAAGAAGAUCCUGAACAGCUCAGAAUGUCAGGAGCGCGUGCCUGCGGAUGACAGCCAGCUCCCAGCGCGCGACGAAAGCACUUGUUCUACAUUUUCCAGCUCGUUCGCCAUAGACAGCAUCCUCCGUAAACCGUUUAUGCAGAGGGAGCAAAGCACGGAGGGCGCGUGUGUCGGUACCAGGAUAAUGCUGUCAGCAGCUCCGCACUUUCUGCCUUUUGUCAUGGGCUAUCAAUCAUCCACCGUGGCUUGUGCGCAGCACACCGGAUUUCAGGUCAGUUCUGAGGUGUCUCAUGCCUUUCCCGUCUACCGGUGUGAUGGGACGGACAUCACUAACAUGAGUUGCAUGUCGGACAUACCGAAUUCCCUUCCGGGAUUGACGCGCUCUCACUCUGCUGUACAAGAGGCUGGAUAUCACCCCUUCAGAAUAGACUCUCUGCUGUCGUGAAGUAGCCGAAAAAACGAACCAGUGAACCUACGGACAGUCACUCAUACUCAAACACACCAAUUAUGUGCACUUUCUUCUUUUAAAUGGUGUGAAAAUGUUUGUGUUUUUAUCGUGAUUUACGCGCAUGCACAAGAAUGUAUGCCUACUGCUCUUUAGAUGUUUAGAUAUAGGCUAUAUCAAUGGCGCACCAGUGUAAAGUGUUUACUGAUUCCAUGUUCGUUUCUUGUAAACGAUGCCAUAAUCAUGCCAGCAAUUAUGGAGAGAAUAUGUGUUUAAAUGUAGUCUGUUUCUUUGCGAAACUGUGUACCCUGUUUUAUAUGGGUAUAGGCCUACGUUUGUUGCAAUGACAAUGUUUGUGCUCAGUCAGGUUAACAACAUGCCAGUUACCUUCAGAUGUACUUUGGUCAAUAAAGGAAAAAAUUUGUGAGAACAAAA
This is a messenger RNA of Myxocyprinus asiaticus (Chinese sucker), 2140 nucleotides long. RefSeq names its product forkhead box protein Q1-like. Lineage: Eukaryota; Metazoa; Chordata; Actinopteri; Cypriniformes; Catostomidae. The record is from RefSeq and is a predicted model, not a curated record. The transcript has a single exon. Gene Ontology annotation, molecular function: RNA polymerase II cis-regulatory region sequence-specific DNA binding; DNA-binding transcription factor activity, RNA polymerase II-specific. The coding region runs from base 770 to 1705 and encodes 311 amino acids. Gene Ontology annotation, biological process: regulation of transcription by RNA polymerase II; cell differentiation; anatomical structure morphogenesis.